UGUUAAAUAAAUAUAUAAAAAGUAUAUUUGAUUUAUUAUAAAAACUUGCCGACUUCUGAAAGAUAUAUUGAUAAAACUAAAUUGCGAUAAAUCCACGUUUCACUUUAUAAUCGGCAAAAACAUAAUUUGGUAUAAAAGGACAUACAGUCAUUAUAAUGUUGACUAAUUUUGAAUCAAAGUCGGCUCGAGUAAAAGGUUUAUCGUUUCACCCGAAGCGUCCCUGGAUUUUAGUUAGUUUACACAGUGGUGUAAUUCAACUAUGGGAUUACCGCAUGCACACUUUACUUGAAAAAUUCGAUGAACAUGAUGGUCCUGUACGUGGUGUUGCUUUCCAUCCACAAAUGCCGUUGUUUGUUUCUGGCGGCGAUGAUUACAAGAUAAAAGUUUGGAACUAUAAACAACGUCGUUGUAUUUUUACGUUAUUAGCACAUUUGGAUUAUGUACGUACAGUAGCAUUUCAUCACGAAUAUCCAUGGAUAUUGAGUGCUUCCGAUGAUCAAACUAUACGCAUUUGGAAUUGGCAAUCUCGUAAUUGUAUAUGUGUACUCACCGGCCACAAUCAUUACGUUAUGUGCGCGCAAUUUCAUCCAACAGAGGACCAAAUUGUAUCUGCUUCUUUGGAUCAAACUGUUCGUGUCUGGGACAUAUCUGGUUUACGUAAGAAAAAUGUUGCUCCUGGCCCAGGGGGACUUGAUGAGCACUUGAAAGGUCAUCCUGGUGCAACAGAUUUAUUCGGUCAAGCUGAUGCAGUCGUGAAACAUGUUUUGGAAGGCCAUGACCGUGGUGUUAAUUGGGCAAGUUUCCACCCCACUUUGCCAUUAAUAGUAUCCGGUGCUGAUGAUCGAUUAGUGAAAUUAUGGCGCAUGAACGAAUACAAGGCCUGGGAAGUGGAUACGUGUCGAGGUCAUUACAACAACGUCUCAUGUGUACUAUUUCAUCCCAGACAAGAUUUAAUUAUAUCCAAUGGUGAAGACCGCAGUAUACGUGUUUGGGAUAUGACCAAGAGACAGUGUCUAUACACUUUUAGACGUGAUGGUGAACGCUUUUGGAUAUUAACUGCACAUCCAACUUUAAAUUUGUUUGCUGCCGGACAUGAUGGCGGCAUGGUUGUUUUCAAAUUGGAACGUGAAAGACCAGCUUAUGCAGUUCAUGGUAACAUCCUUUAUUAUGUGAAAGAUCGUAUACUACGUAAAUUAGAUUUCACUACAACUAAGGAUAGUGUGGUAAUGCAACUACGAAGCGGUGCUAAAUCUCCUGUAUACAGCAUGUCCUACAAUCCAGCACUUAAUGCGGUUUUAAUUUGUACACGUACAAACAAUUUGGAGAAUAGCACUUAUGAUCUGUAUCAAAUACCUAAAGAUAGUGAAUCUCAAAAUGACUCCGACAGUAAACGUUCAUCAGGUAUAACCGCAAUUUGGGUUGCACGUAAUCGUUUUGCAGUUUUGGAUCGAAAUCAGCAACUGGUCAUAAAGAACUUUAAAAAUGAAGUAACAAAGAAAAUACCAACAUUUUGCGAGGAGAUAUUUUAUGCAGGAACAGGCAUGCUGUUAAUACGUGAUCCGGAAUAUGUAACUUUGUACGAAGUGCAACGCUUGGUGUCAGUUGGUUGCAUUAAAUUAGCUAAAUGUCGCUACGUUGUUUGGUCUGCUGAUAUGUCCUUAGUUGCGUUACUCUGCAAGCAUUCUGUUACGAUAUGUGACCGCCGUUUACAAUACUUAUGCACUAUCCAGGAAAAUUGUCGCGUUAAAUCUGGCGCCUGGGAUGACUCUGGGGUAUUUAUUUACACCACCAGCAAUCACAUCAAAUACGCAAUAACCAAUGGUGAUCAUGGCAUUAUAAGGACUUUAGACUUACCAAUUUAUCUGACGCGUGUAAAAGGAAAUCAAGUAUUUUGUUUGGAUCGUGAAUGUCGUGCGCUGGUCUUAAAUAUAGAUUCCACUGAAUAUAAAUUUAAACUAGCACUAAUUAAUCGCAAAUAUGACGAAGUACUUCACAUGGUACGCAAUGCACGCCUUGUAGGCCAAAGUAUCAUAGCAUAUCUGCAACAAAAAGGAUAUCCAGAAGUAGCUUUACAUUUUGUGAAAGAUGAAAAAACUCGUUUUGGUUUGGCUUUAGAAUGUGGUAACAUUGAUAUCGCACUUGAAGCAGCAAAGGCACUGGAUGAUAAAGACUGCUGGGAUCGUUUGGGACAAGCUGCUCUAAUGCAAGGUAAUCAUCAAGUAGUUGAAAUGUGUUAUCAGCGAAACAAGAAUUUUGACAGUCUAAGUUUCCUCUAUUUGAUCACUGGCAAUUUGGAGAAACUGAAGAAAAUGAUAAAGAUUGCUGAAAUACGAAAAGAUUAUUCAGCACAAUACCAAGGUGCACUGCUAUUGGGAGACAUUAAUGAACGUAUAAAUAUACUUAAAAAUUGUGGGCAAUUAUCACUGGCUUAUUUGACAGCAGCAACCCACGGUUUCACCGACCAAGCUGAUAGUUUAAAAGAAACACUCACGCAAGAGGGUAAUCCACUGCCUGAGGUUAACCCUGAUGCAGUUUUGCUUAAUCCGCCUGUACCAAUACAACAAGUCGAAACGAACUGGCCUCUUUUAACGGUAUCUAAAGGAUUCUUCGAGGGAGCUAUGAUAACACGUGCGGGCACAAGUGCAACUGCAAGACAAGCCCUAAAUGUAAAUGCUGAUGCAGCAAUUAUGGACGCAGGUACAUCUGGUGAUGGUUGGGGCGCUGAUGCUGAUCUAGAUUUAGGUGAAGAUGGAGAUGAAGAAAUGCAGGAUGCUUUAGAUACAGAAGCUGGAGCAGAGGGAGGUGAAGACGGUGCAGGUUGGGAUGUAGGAGACGAUGAUCUUGUCGUUCCCGAGGAACUUGCUUCUAAAAUUAAAGCGAAUGCAUUAGAUACAGGAUUCUUUGCCAACAAAGGAUUAUCCGUUGCGCAGCACUGGGCUAACAACUCGUCACUUGUUGUAGAUAAUAUAAAAGCUGGCGCUUUCAAGAAUGCAUUCCGCUUACUAAAUGAACAGCUUGGCGUAGUUAAUUUUUCACCUUUUAAAACACUAUUCUUACACAAUUAUGCCUGCUCCAGAACAAGCUUCACUGCAAUGCCAAACAUCAAAUCACUUUCAGCAUACCCAUUAAGAAAUAUUGGUGAAACCAAUGUUAAAAACCAAAGGCCAGCGUUGGGUAUUAAACUGAAUGACCUGGUUUUACGUUUACAAGCUGGCUACCAACUGACAACUGCUGGCAAAUUCACAGAAGCUGUGGAGAAAUUUCAUUCCAUCCUAAUAAGUAUACCGCUGUUAGUUGUCGAUACUAAACAGGAUAUUGCGGAGGCACAAGAACUGUUAAAAAUUUGUGGAGAGUACAUACUUGGUUUGAAAAUGGAAACCGAACGCAAAGGUAUGCCUAAAUCAACACUGGAAGAGCAAAAACGGCUUUGCGAAUUAGCCGCUUAUUUCACACACUGCAAGCUGCAACCUGUGCACCAAAUUUUGACACUACGUACCGCGUUAAAUAUGUUCUUUAAGUUGAAAAAUUAUAAAACCGCAGCAUCAUUCGCGAGACGUCUAUUGGAUUUGGGCCCGCGCCCAGAAGUGGCACAACAAGUACGUAAAGUACUGCAAGCAUGCGAAGUUAAUCCAGUCGACGAACAUCAGUUGCAAUAUGAAGAAUUCAAUCCAUUUAAUAUUUGCGGCAUCAGUUACAAGCCUUUGUACCGUGGUAAACCAGAGGUGAAAUGUCCGUUCUGUCAAGCAUCCUACGAUCCCCAAUACAAGGAUAGUUUGUGUGCGGUGUGUGAUGUGAGUCAAAUCGGCAAAGAUGCCAUAGGUUUGCGCAUUUCCAACUUACAAUUUCGUUAAACUUGUAAAAAACUUUCAUUUUAUUUAAAUGUUUACGUCAGAGGCGUUGAUUAUUAUUUGUAUUUUUAUUAUUAAUAUGAAAAUGUAAACCAUUUUGCAAUACACCAUUAUUAUAUGCUUAUAAAAUAUAUAC
Teleopsis dalmanni is the source of this 3984-nucleotide messenger RNA. RefSeq names its product coatomer subunit alpha (gene alphaCOP). The transcript has 2 exons. Gene Ontology annotation, biological process: intracellular protein transport; intra-Golgi vesicle-mediated transport; retrograde vesicle-mediated transport, Golgi to endoplasmic reticulum. Gene Ontology annotation, cellular component: COPI vesicle coat. Gene Ontology annotation, molecular function: structural molecule activity; protein binding. The record is from RefSeq and is a predicted model, not a curated record. Bases 156 to 3851 code for a protein of 1231 amino acids. NCBI's taxonomy places the organism in Eukaryota, Metazoa, Arthropoda, Insecta, Diptera, Diopsidae.